AUGGGGCGAGGCGGGCGCGGUAUUACAGAAGCAGCCAUAGAUGAAUGUGAUGAUGUGUUUGACACGACUUGUGAAAUGGGAGCUGAUCUGUCGCUACUGGAUGAAGAUAAUAACCCGGCAUCCUUCAUUUUGGCCUGUGAAAACUGGAAUGACACUGAAUUUAACACAACUCUCCUCGAUGCCUGCAUUGGUGGAGAUUUGGCCCGAGUCAAGUUCAUUUUGUCUGAUGGCCGUGCAGAUAUCAACUCAGUGGGGAAGGACAACAUGACACCAGUGAUGCAUGCAGCAAAGGAGGGACAUAGAGAAGUGUUUGACCUACUUAAUGUUGUGGGCGUCAGCAGUCGAGAUCACGACGGAUUGACACCAGCAAUGACUGCAGCUUUAUACAAAAGAAAAGAUGUGUUUGAUUUACUUGUGGAAGCAGGAGCAGAUCUGUUAUUGGUGAAUGAGUUCGGAGGAACCAUACUUCAUGUGGCCUGUGAAGGGGGUAAUGUGCAGAUAGUCAAGUAUCUCAUGAAACAUAACAUUGUGGACAUUGAAAGUCGAGACAUGAACGGUUGGACACCAGUAAUGCAAGCAGCCAUUGAUGGACAUAAGGAUGUGUUUGACGUUCUUGUGAAGGCAGGAGCAGAUCUGUCACAAGUGAGUAAUAACAAAGAAACCACCCUUCAUUUGGCCUGUGUUGGGGGAAAUAUUGAAAUAAUCAUGUACUUCAUGAAAUAUGGCAUUGUGGACAUUGACAGUCGAGACAUCAACGGCUGGACACCAGUAAUGAAUGCAUCCAGUGCUGGACAUAAGGACGUGUUUGACGUUCUUGUGGAGGCAGGAGCAGAUCUGUCACAAGUGAGUAAUGAAAAAGAAACCAUCCUUCAUAUAGCCUGUCGAGGGGAAAAUGUUGAGAUAUUCAAGUACCUCAUGAAACAUGACAUUGUGGACAUUGACAGUCGGGAUAUGGACGGUUGGACACCAGUAAUGAGUGCAGUCAGUGAUGGACAAAAGGAUAUGUUCAAGGUCCUCGUUCAAAAAGGGCAGAUCUAUCACAAUCGAGACACCAACGGCUGGACACCAGUAAUGCAAGCAAUCAGUGCUGGACAUAUGGAUGUGUUUGACGUUCUUGUGGAGGCAGGAGCAGAUCUGUCACAAGUGAGUAACAAGAAAGAAACAAUCCUCCAUAUAGCCUGUGGAGGGGAAAAUGUUGACAUAGUCAAGUACCUCAUGAAACAUGACAUUGUGGACAUUGACAGUCGGGAUAUGGACGGUUGGACACCAGUAAUGAAUGCAGUCAGGGAUGGGCAAAAGGAUAUGUUCAACCUCCUCGUUUCAAAAGGGGCAGAUCUAUCACAAGUUAGAGAUGAUAAACAAACCAUCCUUCAUAUGGCCUGUGGAGGGGGAAAUACUGAGAUAAUCAAGUACCUCCUGAAGCAUACAACUGUGGACAUUGACAGUCGAGACACCAACGGCUGGACACCAGUAAUGCAAGCAGCCAUUGAUGGACAUAAGGAUGUGUUUGACGUUCUUGUGAAGGCAGGAGCAGAUCUGUCACAAGUCCGAGCUGGCUCCUGUCAGUUGACGACUUGCCCAAACAUGAGGUGUCUGAAGAUUCGAACUGGCAAAACUGAAUGUGUGAAAGGGGCAGAUCUAUCAAAAGUGGACACUGAGAAAAAAAAGAAAAACAUCCUUCACGUGGCCUGUGCAAGAGAAAAUGUUGAAAUAAUCAAGAACCUCCUGAAACAUGACAUUGUGGACAUCGACAGUCGAGAUAAGGACGGAUUGACGCCAGUAAUGUAUACAGCAAAGGACGGGUGUAAAGAUGUGUUUGGCGUACUUGUGAAAUGGGGAGCUGAUCUGUCACUAUUGGAUGAUGCUAAUGACAACAUCCUCCAUUUGGCCUGUAAUGGAAACAGUGUUGAGAUUGUUAAGUACCUCCUCUCACACAACAUUGUUGAUAUCGACAGUCGGGAUAGGGAAGAAUAUACGCCUGCAAUGAUUGCAGCAUGUCAGGGACAUGAGGCUAUCUUCUUCUUACUUGUUGAGCAUGAGGCUGAUCUAACAAUUAUUAAUGAUGUUGGUGAUAACAUCCUAGAUAUGGCUUGUGAAGGAGGAAAUAAAAAUGCACCGAACACGAUCACAACUGUCGAGAUCAUGUUGACGAUCUUCAUCUCCUACGUCAUCACUCUGGCUAUGUCACAAUAUGAUUUUUCAAUAUGA
Molecule: messenger RNA, 2208 nt
Organism: Haliotis rubra (blacklip abalone)
Lineage: Eukaryota; Metazoa; Mollusca; Gastropoda; Lepetellida; Haliotidae
Product: ankyrin repeat domain-containing protein 50-like
Exons: 7
Coding region: 1-2208 (735 amino acids)
Molecular function (GO): protein binding
Source: RefSeq, a predicted model, not a curated record